AUGUCUGUGACGCUGGCGGAUCCGUACCGAGAUUAUGCUCUUGAUUAUGCCCAACAUGCUAAACCGGAGGGGCAUGAGAACGCACUCGCCUACCAAACGCAGCAUUCGCAUCUUCAACGUCAUAAAGAGGCCAACCCUCCGUUCCCGCAGGGGAGCCCACACAGCACGGCAUACGAGCAACAUCAUGCAAGCACGACCGUUCUCCCAGCAGCAAAUCCCGACAUUUCCCAGUCCGUUGUUCUCACACCAGCGCACAUGCUCCCUAGACAGCUUCCGAUGCAGUACACCCCUACCACCUUCGAGAUCCCACCAGUUCAACGCGGCAAGAAGCGACCCCAUUCCGAGGCGGAAGGCGAGGGUGACUACGGGGACCAUGGAGUUCGCCCGCGCUUGUCAGCGCUUUCCACGCAGGCCUCUACAGAGACAGCACAAUCCCCUGGGAUGCUCUUUUCUGUCCAAGGCGAUUCUUCACAGCAACAAGCACACCAUCAACAGCAACAGCAGCCGCCACAACAACACCACCAUCACCACCACCAUCAACCGAUGCCGAGCCAUGGAUUCGGGCCACCUGAGUCGAUGGCGCUGCCCCAACAACAUCACCACCAUCAGCGGCAUGGCAUGAACGUGGAAACGUCUCCUAUACCUUCUGGUCUACCAAGUGUGGUGGGCCAACCAGGCAUGCCUGAUCCGGCUCCCAGGCCACGAGGCCCGAAACUUAAAUUUACGCAAGAGGAGGACGCCCUACUGGUUGAGUUGAAAGAGAACAAGAACCUGACGUGGAAGCAAAUUGCCGAUUUCUUUCCUGGUCGAACGAGUGGCACGCUGCAAGUUCGUUAUUGUACCAAGCUGAAGGCCAAGGAUGUGACAUGGACCGAUGAGAUGGUUCAACGACUACAGCGUGCGAUACAAGAGUACGAGAAUGAUCGAUGGCGAAUAAUCGCAGGGAAGGUUGGCAAUGGCUUUACCCCAGCAGCUUGUCGAGAAAAGGCGUCUCAGCUGUGA
This is a messenger RNA of Aspergillus novofumigatus IBT 16806, 1002 nucleotides long. RefSeq names its product SANT/Myb-like DNA-binding domain-containing protein. Bases 1 to 1002 code for a protein of 333 amino acids. The record is from RefSeq and is a predicted model, not a curated record. The transcript has 3 exons. Lineage: Eukaryota; Fungi; Ascomycota; Eurotiomycetes; Eurotiales; Aspergillaceae.